This is a messenger RNA of Aureococcus anophagefferens, 3709 nucleotides long. RefSeq lists its product as hypothetical. Bases 1 to 3555 code for a protein of 1184 amino acids. Gene Ontology annotation, molecular function: GTPase activator activity; beta-tubulin binding. The record is from RefSeq and is a predicted model, not a curated record. The transcript is spliced from 3 exons. Gene Ontology annotation, biological process: microtubule cytoskeleton organization; tubulin complex assembly; post-chaperonin tubulin folding pathway. NCBI's taxonomy places the organism in Eukaryota, Pelagophyceae, Pelagomonadales, Pelagomonadaceae.
AUGACAACUGAGUUGAGUAGGCGACUAUCACGUGAUUCAAUUUCAGCUCCAAGGCAAGUUUUCAAUGACGUUUAUGAAUUGUGCUGUGCUCGAGGACUGAAGCACGUGGCAAAAGCACUGCCACAUGCAGUUCGGGAUCUCGAAGCGGUGUACGUAACGCUUACCAGCCUGGAUGAUCACCUACAUGAUUCACUCUGGCGCACACGGUACACCCUACUGCUCUGGCUAGGGAUGCUGAUGUUGAACCCCUUUAACGUAGACUCGAUCACGGAGGACGGCGUGUCAUUCGUGGCAGGCGUGGUUUUGCAUUGCAGCGAGACCUUGAAUGAUGCAGGACCGCCACGGGACGCAGCAGCCUUUUGUCUAUCAGUGACCCUGACUCGACGUGACGUGUGCGCAUCGCAUCUCAAGUCAUUCGUGGACCUGGCUACAAAUCUGGUAUUUGAGCUGGGCAAGCCAGAUAGUAAGCCUAUCUUUGCAGCAGCAGGCGCAUUGACAGCCCUUGCAGCUGCGUUCAAGCGGGGGGACAGGGUCCGUCUUGCAGCUCUUGCUCGAAUUACAUUCGAAGGAGUCCGACUUUGCUUUGGUGAUUCGAAUUCUGCAUUUCGACCUUUGAAGCAACUCGCGGUGAAACUAGCUGGGCGUGUCGGAGUGGCUCUGUUGAAACCAAGAAUUGCCUCGUGGUGCUAUACUAGAGGGAAAAGGACGCUCAUGAUGUCCGAUGUGCCACCACCUUCCAUAUUGCCUUCAGGCGUUGCGGAGGGUGGGGAAUCGAACGUCGAGGUUGAAGCAGAAGAUGCCGAGGAGGUGCUUGAAGCCGUCGUCGACGCUUUGCUCGUGGGACUGCGUGAGUGUGAGACGAAGACGAGAUGGUCUGCAGCUAAGGGUAUAGGGCGGAUUGCGUCCAGGCUCCCACGCAGUAUCGCAGAUGAUGUGGUUGAGGGCGUACUUUCUGUGUUCGACGACCAGGGUUCACAUGAUGACGACAAUGCCUGGCACGGAUCUUGUCUCGCCCUCGCAGAACUUUCGCGGCUUGGUGUCUUGCUCCCAUCCAGGCUCUCUGCCGCAUUCUCUGCGCUAUCAGCGGCACUCAAGUAUGACCGGCAACGAGGGAACCACAGCAUCGGGGCCAACGUCAGGGAUGCGGCGUGCUAUGUAGCCUGGGCAUUCGCGCGUGCCUAUGCACCUCAGAUCAUUUCACCCCAUCUACCGGCACUUGUUGAUAGGAUUCUUACCGUUGCCGUGUACGAUCGCGAGGUCCACGUGCGGCGAGCUGCCGGCGCAGCCCUCCAGGAAAAUGUUGGAAGACAGGGCAUGAAAAUGUAUGGCUCCGGGGGAAUCAAAUUAAUACAAGUGGCAGACUUUUUGGCACUGGGCAACAGAGAACGAGCCCAUUUGGAUGUCGCCUCGUCGGUGGCAAAGCUCGGGUUUUGGCAGCCGCUCUUUGACCACCUUCUUGAAGACCGAUAUCGACACUGGGAUCCUCAAGUGCGGGCUCUGACAGCAAGGAGUUUAGGUGAGCUCGUCAGACUUCUAGAGCAUCCACCAAGUCGACUGGACGCUGCACGUACAGUCGUCACCACGCUUGCCCCGCUUGCGGCCGGGAGUCGAGAACUCGCUGCUCGGCACGGCGCUCUCCUCGCACUCGCGGAGGUUGCCGCCUUCGUCCUCAAGGACGAAGCCGUCGUGUCCGAACUUUCCGAUAUUGUUCCUAGGAUCGAAGCUGCGCGUCUCUACCGUGGUCGCGGCGGCGAACUCGUGCGCUCUGCCGCCUGUGCGUUGAUCGAAUCCCUUGCUUUGAACCGCACUCCUCUCCCGAUCAAGGUCCAGCUGCGUCUCCUUGAUACCUUGGAUGAAUCCAGUAGUCAUGCUGUCGAGGCGGUGCGACUUGCGGCGAUGAAAGGCGUGAAGGCUUUGACAUGGACUUAUUUUGGUGGUUUUCACAACUUCGCAAAGACAAUGACGAAACCUAGUGAACGACUCUUGGCGCGUACUGUCCUUCGAUAUACGGGCCUAGCGCGCAAGCCAACAACUCCGGAUGUAUCGCGUGGUGCUUGUCGCUGUCUCGGGGCUUUACCUGUGCGUUUGCUUGCUGCGGAUGACGCAACACUCGAUGCGGUUCUACAAAUUCUGAUUUUUCGAGCACGACGUGAUGACACAGUCGUCGGUGAAAAGGACGCAGAAACGAGACGCGAUGCUCUUGCAGCCUUGAAAGACCUAAUUCGAACCGUAGGGGCGCCUUACCUGACCCGAAUUCGAGUUCUGCAGCUCCACAACUGCUUCGUUACCAACGCAUGUAGUGAUUUCAGUGUAGAUAAGCGCGGAGACGUGGGUUCUUGGUCCAGGAUCAAGGGCCUAGAGGCAGCCACUGAACUGGUGUCAGUUCUUACGGUAUUUUCGGAUGAUGCAGACUCAAUAGGAAGCACCAUUCCAGCUCUUGGCGAGCGCACAGCGUGGCUCUCGAGUUCGGAUAACUUGUCCUUUUUAGUUGCAGAAACCCCCUACAUGGGCUUCGACUCUAGAGCUAGAUGGACUGCAGUCGAGUCGGAACAAUUUUGCUGUGCUCUUCUAAGGCAUCUUGGCGAGAAGCUUGACGCCGUCCGAAAUGUCGCACUGAGGCUUAUGCCAAUCCUUCUGAAAGUUGCACCGGCAAUCCCCAAACGCUCGGAAAUUGACGACGCACUCUCACUAGGUAGAAUGGCUACAAUAGACCUGCCGACGCGCCUCUGCACAUGCCUGGCGCUUGGCGGCGCCUACCAUGAUGCGGUCUUUGGGGGUCUGUUUGUCUCUGCCGGGUCAAGCGACUCUCAGUCUGGUGAACGGUACAAGGCUGCGCUGAUCAACUACGCCGUUGCUGCUACAAAGGUGAAAGAUAUUUCGGAUACGACACGUCUCGCAAAUGCUCUCAUUUCAUGCGCUUAUUCUCUCCGUGGAUCCAAACCGCCAAAGUUAUCAGAUGAAGUCUAUUUUAAAGGGUUCAAUGCAGAGGAGCGGAGCCGAAGCUUCGUUCCUCUCAUGAAAUGUCUCACAGCGCUCCUUGAUGGGGGGGCCUUUUUACCCCUCUUGACAGCACAUGGGUCUCGCAAACUAAAGAGUUCAGGCUCCGUUUUAUCAAUAUCGGAGGCUAUCGCUGCAAAUUGCAUCGGACCUGACGAAGACGAAGCCUUUGCUCGCAACCUCGUCUCUGCCCUCACGGCCAUUGCUGCCACUCCGCGCUGUACCAGGGACGUCCGCAAGAUUUGCGUCGCUGCUGAUGCACUCUUGGCUGCGCUCAACGCUGCUGCCGUUAAUGCGCCAACUGCUGCCGAACUGACCAUCGUGGAUGGCUGCUUUCUUGCCCCUGGGUCUCUGGCAGCAGCACAGGAGUUGCUCGAGACUGUCACCUGGGAAACCGAGGAAUGCAGUGAUGCAAUUUAUGGUACUGUCUUGAACUUGGCCGGCACACUUGGAAUCGAACCCAAAGAUAUACAAUCUCGGUGCAUUGCUAAAUCGAUGCUCAAGCCGAAAGAUGAGCUUGAAUCUUAUGCCAAUCUUGUGAAAGAUGCUGGGUACUAAGUCUGGCUUGAAAUCGCUCCAGAAAAAUCUUGAAAGUAACAACUCCCCCUCCCUCCUCCCCUCGACGUACAUGCACGAGCCCCCAAGCUGCAGGGUGACUCCUAGAUCGAGCCCUAUGGGGCCUAACCUACGGGGUCGCUCGGCCCAUUAAGCC